Messenger RNA from Bombus impatiens (common eastern bumble bee), 2153 nucleotides. Its product is annotated as piggyBac transposable element-derived protein 4-like. The transcript is spliced from 2 exons. NCBI's taxonomy places the organism in Eukaryota, Metazoa, Arthropoda, Insecta, Hymenoptera, Apidae. The record is from RefSeq and is a predicted model, not a curated record. Bases 1372 to 1929 code for a protein of 185 amino acids.
UAAUAUACCUUUGUUCUUUAACCCUUAGAGUGCUAUGGACGCAUAUAUGCGUCUGGCGAAAGCUAUCGGUGUGGACUAAGGACACAUAUAUGCAUUUUUUGUAAGUGUCCGGCAUGGACUAAGGACGCAUAUAUGCGUUUGUCAAUUUUUCCGAACACCUACGCAGAAGUAAUACUAUUACGUUUGUGUGAGAUAAAUAUAAAUACAUUUCUUAGUAACGGCAGUAAACAAAUGCCAAUAAUGCCUCGUUAUAACAGUUGUCUAGUUCCGUACCGGACAACGACCAAGGACACCCAGAAAAUCCGCGGCAUAAAGACAAUUUAUAACAACUUUCAAGAACCUCAGAGGCUCGUCACAUACCGGAGAGUCCAAGAUAAUGCCCUAUAUAAUCUAUAUUCACGAUAGUGCCCUAUAUAAUCUAUUUGAUUAUCUUUUACUUGUGACACUCUUCAAAAUGGCAAGUAAUAUUGAAGAAUAUUUUACAAGAGACGACAGCGAAAUAGAAAAUUACGAUUCAGGCGAUUUGAUGAAUGAUGUGUACCAGUUUGAUCCACCAUCAUCAGACAGUGAAGAAUCGAUCGAUCAAAGAAUAAAUAGAAAACGGCCUAGAACACUAAGUACAUCUUCAGAAGAGAAAAGUUCAGAAGUACCUGCAAAUAUCGAGACCUCUUACCAAACAGGAAUAUUAUUGUGAUCAAAAACGAAUUUAAUGCCUAAACUACAUAUCUUUGACGAACAAAAUGCAGGAGUGAAAGAAAAUCUGAACCCAGAAUCAACACCUUUAGACGCCUUUCAAAUGAUAUUUUCGGAAGAAUUAGUCGCUCAAAUUACCGAGCAGGCAAACAAUUAUUUCAAAUGCGUACAACAGUGUACAGCAUAUAAAAAGAAUUCCCUUUUGACGAAUUGGAAGGAUGUUUCAGUCCCUGAAGUGUACGUAUUUUUAUGCAUUUCAAUGCUAAUGCCGCGUUCGAAGAAACUGUCUUUGAGAGAAUAUCGGUCUACGGACGAACUGUUGAAAGGCAAUAUUUUCCGCAAAAUAAUGGCACGAGAUCGAUACGUGGUAUUAUUACAAAUAUUGCACUUUAACUUACAAAUAUUGCACUUUAGCGACCAGUAAUCGAUAAAUUAAAGAUUUCUUUUUCGCAAUCAUUUGUACUUUACGAAAAUCUAUGCGUCGACGAAAGUCUAUUGCUGUACAAGGGCAGAUGUUAUUUUAAACAGUUUAUACCAUCCAAGAGAAGUAGGUUCGGCAUUAAAUUAUUUCUCCUUAGUGACUGUAAAACUAAUUAUGUAUUGGACUUCAUAAUUUAUACUGGACAAAAAACAAACAUUAGUAGAAGUAACACAGCCAUUGGAAUUUCUGGAGAUGUGAUGACGCUGCUUCAGCCAUAUCUUGGAAAGGGCCAUACACUAAUUACGGAUAAUUGGUACAUGAGUCCACAUUUAUAUACCUUAUUACAUGAAAACAAAACCAACGCAUUUGGAACCAUUCGUAAAAAUAGGAGAGAUAUGCCCCACAUGGAAGAAAAGUUAAAGAGAGGAGAAAUGUGCUACAGAUCGACUGGUAUUUUAUUGGCAAUGAAAUUGCAUGAUAAAAAGGAGGUUUGGAUGUUGUCUUCUGCACAUGCAGCUGCAUUGAUUGAAUCUGAGAAAAGAGAUUAUCGUACAGGAUUAUAUAAGAAGAAACCAUCAUGUAUUGCCGACUAUAAUUCCAACAUGGAUGCUGUAGAUAGAGUUGAUAUGAUUUUGAGUACACUUAAUUCCCUAUGGGAAACUAUAAAGUGGUACAAAAAAUUAUUUUUCCACUUGUUAGAUUUAGCUAUAUAUAAUACAUAUAUUUUAUAUCAAAAAUCUACUGCUUCGAAACAAAAAUUUAGUGAAUUUCAUUUAGCGUUGAUAAGAGAUUUUACGAAAAUAUUUCCAACGUAGAAGCAUGGUAAGAGGAAGGAAGAGAAAGUCUGAGGAUUUACCAUUUCGUUUAACUGAUAGGCAUUUUCCAUCAAAAUGCCCUAAUCAUGCGAGCACAGCACAAUUAUCAAGAAGAAAAUGUCUUGUUUGUGUGAAAAAUAAGAGAAGGAGUGACACGCAAUACAAAUGCAGAAAAUGCGAUGUCGGAUUAUAUAUUGAUAAUUGUUUUGCAAUUUUUCACACAC